Messenger RNA from Penaeus chinensis, 2603 nucleotides. Its product is annotated as transmembrane emp24 domain-containing protein bai-like. Gene Ontology annotation, cellular component: COPII-coated ER to Golgi transport vesicle; endoplasmic reticulum; endoplasmic reticulum-Golgi intermediate compartment. NCBI's taxonomy places the organism in Eukaryota, Metazoa, Arthropoda, Malacostraca, Decapoda, Penaeidae. The record is from RefSeq and is a predicted model, not a curated record. Gene Ontology annotation, biological process: Golgi organization; intracellular protein transport; endoplasmic reticulum to Golgi vesicle-mediated transport. The coding region runs from base 181 to 801 and encodes 206 amino acids. The transcript is spliced from 5 exons.
ACUCGGAAGAAGUUACGUGGAACUCUCGUCUGUAAGCAGAACGUCAUCGGCUGCUUUCUCCAGCAGAUAACGUCACUUUUUAACAGAAGUUCGACGUUUUCCCGUGAACGCCGUCCACCAGACAGGCCAAAGGACUUAAUGCCUGGUUUGUGAAACCCACAAAAGAGCAAGAAGGAGAGGAUGGGACGCUUAACAUGGGUAAUGGCGAUAGUGGGGCUCUUGGCCGCCGCCGCCGAUGGAAUAAUGUUCCAUUUGCAGCCCAACACACAAAAAUGUCUCCGGGAAGAGAUUCAUAAGGAUGUCCUCGUCUCGGGAGAGUACGAAAUCCAGGAGACACCUGGGCAGAAAGUCGAUAUUCAGGUCACAGACUCCAAGGGUCAUCACCUGUACAUAAAGGAAGAAGCUGACAGUGGCAAGUUUAUCUUCAAUACAGAAGACUACGAUGUUUAUGAUGUGUGCUUCAUCUCAAGAGUUCCUGCAACUCAGAGAGGAAUCCAGCAGGAAGUUACUCUCAACACCAAACAUGGUGUGGAAGCCAAGACCUAUGAAGCGCUGGGUGAGGCAGCCAAGUUAAAGCCGUUGGAGAUUGAGUUGAAGCGUCUGGAGGACCUCAGCGAGAGCAUUGUCCAUGACUUCUCCUACAUGAGGCAGCGUGAAGAAGAAAUGCGAGACACAAAUGAAUCAACAAAUUCCCGUGUCCUUUACCUUUCCCUGUUCUCCCUCUGCUGUUUGAUUGGACUGGCCACCUGGCAGGUACUCUACCUCCGCAAGUUCUUCAAGGCCAAGAAGCUUAUCGAGUAGAUAUCCCUCUGCCUUUUACAGGGAGAUGACACAAAAUUGACCAUAAGUGACCCAAGACUGGGCAUCAUGUUGGUUGCCCUUGAAAAUGAUAUCAUGUUAUUGAUUGAAAUCUACUGAUCAUAAAGGAAAAAAAUGAAAAUUCUUUUUCUUUUUAUUUAUGAAAAUUUUAGUCUCCAGCUGCAUUUGAAAUGUUUUUUAAUAAUUGGGGUAUUUGUUAUUGUUUAUAUACUUAACAUUUGUGUUAUGUAUAUUACUUUUUGUGAUUUAUACGGGAAAAAUAGUAACUGCAAUUAUUUAUAGAAAGACCACUGUGAAGAAAUUAUUAAGAAGAGUUUAAAAGAUUUUUUUUUUUUUUUUUUUUUUUCUUGACAUUGGUUUAAAGGUACAAAGAAUGAUCUCAGCUGCAGCCAGUGAAAGGGAUAAAGCAUUUUAACAGUUAGAUGAUAUACCAUCCAUUUCAUAAACUAUAGAAGCAUAUGAGAUACUGAUAUGCUUUAUUUAAGUUCCCUUUAUCACAAAUGCCAACUCUUUGUAUUCACAUAUUGGUUAUUAGAUCAAAUUAAUUAUUAGGGAGGUGGUUGUUUUUUAAGAAUUUAGGGGGUUUUCUUGCCUUAAUAAAAAGAGUCGCUGAGAUGAAUGUUGUACACUACAGCACAAGAUUUUCACUGUGCCUCCAUUUUGUUUAGUUUAUCUCAUUUUAUAUCAAGAACAAGUCUCACAAAUCACUUGUUAUUAAUCAUGAGGAUUGGCAUGUAGUAUGUAGUAUAGCACAUCAAGGUCUGUACAUUAAAAUAAAAGUGAAAAUCGGUAUAUAUUUUUUUUAUUGCAAAGAGGCACGUAAUUAAGUUUUCUUCAGUUUUGAACCUGCUGUUUUAACAAAGGCUAGAGGCAGGCUUUGUAUUAGAUCCUUAGUGGUGCCAGGAUAUCAUCCUCAUUUGAUAAAAGAAUCAUGACAUGCGUUCCACAGAGCGUUUCAUGUGUUGUUUAUGCAGUAAGAUUUGAGUUUUGUGUUGCCAUUUUAUUUCUUUCUCACUGUCUUUUCUCUUGAUUCUUUAGUCUACUCAAACUGAAACCUGGAUGUACAUUUUUAUCAUUUCCUUUUCUUUUGUUGUGUUGUUAAUCUUGCUACUGCAAGUUAACAGUAUCACUGCUGUGCACAUUUGUCUAAAAUAUGAGUGAGAGAUAAACUUUAGGGCUAUAGGUUCAUAGUCAGAAUAAAACACCAAUUUAUGUUGUAUGGAAGAUCAUAGGCAAUUCACUUUAUCUGAGAUAUUAAAAGAACAGAUAUUGAGCUUUUUUAUAUAUAUACAAAGUAGGGUGGUGUUAUAAAAAUAUUCUGGAGCAGUCAGCAGUUUUGUGAAUUUCCACAAAAUAUGGCUUUACUCUGCCAUUGCAUAAGUAAAUUACUUGUUGUAUGGGCUUGUUUCAUGAAAUAAUAUUUAAAUCAUCUAAGGAUUCAUUUAGAAUGAAAUGAUAAAACAAUAUGAAAGAGUAUUUCAUCACUUCUUGCAAAAGAUUCUAUUAUGUUUUAAUUGUAAAUGAAUGAUUCACAAAGUGAACAUGGUUUGUGUGUUCAGAUGAUAAUGUGCUUUUCAUAUUAUUUGAUAAAGAUUAUGCCAUGUUUGUAUAGAAUGUAAAUUUAAAUCUUUCACAUGAAUUUUGCUGAAGUUGUAGUAUAGAAGAAAUGUUUAUGACCUGUGACUGAUGUAAGCUCAUAAAUUCUUAGAUCUGGUGUGAUUGAGUGUGAAUCAGAGAGUCUUUGUCGGUAUAAAGUUCUCAUCUUGAAUAAAUAUUCAUUUGUA